AUGGAGGUGGAAAAAAUACUACCCCCAUCCGACUGCAAUCUCCCACGGGAGAAGGUCUUCUCCAUCCAAAUUGGCACGAAACUCUUCCGCCUCUCAGGCGCAUCCAUUGCUUCCGAUGGAUAUCAUUGCCAUCCCAAAGAUGGCGCCGAAUUCGUGAAACUUUUCGCCGAUUCCCAAUUCUAUAGCUUGCCUCGUUUGAUGUCGCAACUGUUUGAGUCUCAAAUUAUCAUCCAGAUCGGCGACCGCCAUUUCCAAAUAUCCCGCGACAUCUUCUCCGGACCCGGCGACUCCCCAAACUUCUUCUCGCUCGGCUUCGGGGCCUUCUUCGCGUCCCCCGCCGAAGUCUUCCCCGGUCUCGACAGACGCGGCCUUCUACGGCCUCCAGCUAUAGUGCCCCCAAGUGUACCCAAUCGCUCAGGCGACGUCUUCGCUCAACUCGUCCAUCUCCUGCGAGGCUACCCUCUCCACAUCGAAAGCGAAGCCCAACGGGCCGAGCUGCUACGGGACUGUCGCUAUUUCCACCUCCGCGGUCUCGAGCAAAAGCUCGUACCCCACAACAUAAGCUUCAACCCCAUCCGAGGCCGCUCCGAAAUCACUCUCCGCCUCGAAGAUGUCCGUCGCUCGGGUAUCAAGGUUGAAACACCAAAGGAAAACAGCGAGGGAGUAGCAGUCACAUACUCGCGGCCCUUUGUCGAUGAGUCGUCGCACGACCUCGUCUUUGAAAUCGGCGACGAAAACACAAUCAUUGACCCGCUCACAAUGCGCCCGAAAUUCCUCAAUUCCGCUCAGGCACGUGUCGCCAGUCUUCUUCAAGUUAUCGUUGAUAGGAAGAACGACAACUCGCAGAAACUGGUCAAAAGCGCCGAGCACCCAUUGCACGUUCAAAUUAGCGACGAGACAGACCUUAUGAUUGACGGUGAACAGCAGGAGAACUUCCAUAUUCCGGGCUUGCCAUCAGAUGAGCCACAGGCCAAACGCAGACGAGUAGAAGGCCAGGCAGGAUCACAGGCUGAAAGCAGCGGUUCCUGGGUCGUGAGGAAUGGCCAGUGGCGGAUCUUAAUGCGCCCUGGAGAGGGUUCAGAUGGCAGUGUGAGCUUUGUCUUGGUGGGUGUCAAGCUAGAUGUGUAUACGAGUCAAAGAGCGCGGAAUCGGAAACGGGCUUUCCUAGGGCCUUGA
Molecule: messenger RNA, 1176 nt
Organism: Aspergillus versicolor CBS 583.65
Lineage: Eukaryota; Fungi; Ascomycota; Eurotiomycetes; Eurotiales; Aspergillaceae
Exons: 3
Coding region: 1-1176 (391 amino acids)
Source: RefSeq, a predicted model, not a curated record